AUGCCUCCACCUAAUCCAAAUGUUGUUGCACCGCCUAAACCUACUCAAUUGCCAGCUCAACCCAUGCCAAAUUCUAAGAAUAAACAACCACAACAACAACAAGUUUAUGCUAUGGAUCUAAAUCAAUACCAUACCUAUGUUGUUAGUAUAAGUGAUAUCCAUUUAAGGUUUGGGACAACUCUUCUUGCACCUUCACCUCCAGUUAUAAUUGAAAUGCCUGAUGAAGGUCAUAUCUACCAAAGUGUCAAAAAUUCACCAAUUCCAUCAAGGCUAGAACAACAAGAAUCAAGCAAUAUACCUCCAUUUCCUCAAAGAUUAGAGGCAGAGCCAACCAAACAAAAAGAAGAACCCAUAUUUGAUAUAAUGGAUCAAUUAAAGAACAUAUGUGUCAAGAUUCCCUUAUUUCAAGCAAUAAAGGAUGUUCCAAUAUAUGGAAAGGCAAUUAAGGAAGGUUGCUUGAAAAAUCUAGGGAGAAAGGAGAAAGAUCCACCUACGGUUCAUGUUGUAGGCCAAUUAGCAGACCUUGUGUUCGGGAAAUUUUCUAUCCCUAAGUAUUUAGACCCAGGAAGUUCUCUUGUAGCAGUAGUUAUCAAUGGAGUUCAACUUCAGAAUGCUCUUAUUGACCUUGGGACAGCUAUAAAUGUUAUGACAAAGGAUAUGAUGCAGAAACUCAAUAUCACUAAUCUGAGGACUACAACUAGUGUCCUACAACUUGCAUACAGUUCUACUGUUACACCAGAUGGUAUGGUGGAAGAUCUUGUAGUAACACUGGAUUCCUGGGAAUAUCCAGCUGACUUUGUCAUUCUCUCACCCAAAGAAACUUUAGGAGGCUAUCCUAUUAUCUUGGUGACUGGGCGUACGGUUGUUGACCGCGGGCCAGUGGUCGCCUGCCACGUGGCGGGCGUGUGUCCGCCGGUUUUGAGGACCGUUGGUGGGAGGAAAGCAUCGCCGGGAGAAGGAGUUACCGGCGGGCCGGGAGCGAAGGGGGCCGGCGGCGGGAGCGGGUUGGCCGACGGAGUUUCUGGGUGGCCGACAGGAGGUCUGGGCGGCCGGUGGUGUGUCUGGGCGGCCAGCGGGAGGUGCUUGGGUGGCCGACGGUGUGUCUGGGUUGCCGGCGGGAGGUGCCUCUGA
This is a messenger RNA of Cryptomeria japonica (Japanese cedar), 1131 nucleotides long. RefSeq lists its product as uncharacterized. The record is from RefSeq and is a predicted model, not a curated record. NCBI's taxonomy places the organism in Eukaryota, Viridiplantae, Streptophyta, Pinopsida, Cupressales, Cupressaceae. The coding region runs from base 1 to 1131 and encodes 376 amino acids. The transcript has 2 exons.